This is a messenger RNA of Penicillium angulare, 912 nucleotides long. Its product is annotated as sulfotransferase family protein. The record is from RefSeq and is a predicted model, not a curated record. The transcript is spliced from 2 exons. The coding region runs from base 1 to 912 and encodes 303 amino acids. Lineage: Eukaryota; Fungi; Ascomycota; Eurotiomycetes; Eurotiales; Aspergillaceae.
AUGGAAGCCCUUCAACGGUUUAUCUACGGGUUCCCCCCACCAGCUCCGCACAAGCGCACCAAGCCCGUUCAGGUGCUGUGCCUAGGCAUGCCACGUACUGGGACCGAGUCAUUGAGUGUCGCCUUACGAAAAUUGGGCAUAGAAACAUAUCACGGUUGGGAUAUCCUCUUUGAGACGGAUGGUAGCAAGCUACAACACUGCAAUGAGUUGGUGCGACGGAAAUACUGGGGCGCCCGCGAUGGUGAUGUGUCGAUUAGCAGUGAGGAGUUCGAUAUUCUUCUUGGUGACCACCAGGGUGUGAUUGAUACCCUACCUUCAUUAUUUGCUCCGGAGCUCCUUGCUGCUUACCCAGACGCCAAAGUAAUCCUUAAUCUACGCACCGAUGUAGAUGCUUGGUAUCGCAGUAUCGACAAGACCUUCAUUCAGACUUUUGACCAAUCCUGGUUACUCUGGACGAUGAAAUGGUUCUCUGGAGGGGCCUUCUGGCUCACCGGAAUAUAUAUCGGCUGUGGAAUUCCUGGUAUCUUUCGAAGUCUUAAUGGAAGUGCCACGGACGGUGUCCAACGAAACGCCAAAUGGAUCUAUCGCGACCAUUGCAAUAUGGUUCGGGGUAUGGUGCCUAAGGAAAAAUUGCUUGAGUGGACUGUUCAGGAUGGCUGGGGACCUCUGUGCGAGUUUCUUGACAAGCCCGUCCCCGACGAGCCCUUCCCCAAUACCAACAACCCGAAUGAUUUCACCGGUCGCAAAGAGAAUCUCGUGAAAAACCGCUUCGUGCGAAUCGUGCGCAACAUGUUUAUAACUGCGACUCUGGCCGGAGUCGCCACCGCAGGUGCUGUGUCGUGGUGGCGAGGAUGGUCUCCGGAUGUCACAAGGCUGAAUGAAUUUGUCGGGGAAUUCACUAAGUCGGCCUAG